AUGCUAGGAACGGCUCGUGGUGUCUCACUAGGUUUGGGAAAAAUAAACCUAGCAGCCUUAGACUCUAGUUUACGAAAUCGAGACGGUUACUUACAAGCUAGACGAAGGCGAGAAAAAAGUCGUCGACACAAAACUACAACCAAGAAGUACAUUCAUAUUGAGGAGGCAUCAAGAAUAGGAAGGAUUAGACCGCUUGAUUUGACAGCAAUAAGUUAUACUCAGAUGCACUCUUUUCUACUUGAACGGUGCUCGAUGAGCACUGCUUGCGGUAAAUAG
Messenger RNA from Cercopithifilaria johnstoni, 276 nucleotides. Lineage: Eukaryota; Metazoa; Nematoda; Chromadorea; Rhabditida; Onchocercidae. The record is from the annotation of a GenBank genome assembly.